ACGUGCCUUUAGCACGUUGCCCAACACUGGAAAGCUUCCAAGGCAACUCUACAAUUGUCAUGAUCAUGUGGAAAUUUCAGGAACGAAAGCAAAUUACAAAAAAAGACGAUUUAUCUAUUUGAUUGUUGUUCGCUCAUAACAAGAAGAAGAAGAAGAUGCCACGCAAGAAGAACCAUAAGACUCCAAUUGAAGUCGGCGACUUUGUCUUUGCCAAAGUAAAUGGAUACCGAGCCUGGCCAGCUCGUGUGCUCGAAGUUAAUCCCCGUUAUCAAGUUUAUUUCUACGGCACUUGCAAUACAACUAAAGUUAAUCGAAAUCAAAUUUUCCCAUAUAUAAAGCACAAAAAUAGUCUAGGCAACUUGAUCAAACCCCGUGUCGGUCGUAAAUCCACAUUUAGAGUGGCCAUGAGGAAUAUGGAGUUGGCCUAUAAUGAUCCCGAUAAUGAUAUUGAGUAUUUUAAUUUGCUAGAGAUAAAACAAGGCCGGGGUUUCUCCGACACUCUAGUCUACGGUAUGCUAAAUGAUUCCACGUUGUCGGACUCCACGGAAGAAGAAGAAGAGGCAGAAGAUGAUGACUCACAAACGGAAGAAGAAGAAGAGGCAGAAGAUGAUGACUCACAAACGGAAGAAGAUCAAUCUCAAACCGAAUCGGAUGGCAGUAGUAUGAUUGUGGAGAUUAGCGAUUGAUUCUUAUGCCAUAUAUCUAGAAAUUUAUAUAUUUUAUAAGAAACAAUCAAAAUUAAGUAGAGCUUCUCGACGAGAGAAACAA
Messenger RNA from Drosophila willistoni, 768 nucleotides. Its product is annotated as hepatoma-derived growth factor-related protein 3. The coding region runs from base 156 to 686 and encodes 176 amino acids. The transcript is spliced from 2 exons. Gene Ontology annotation, biological process: regulation of transcription by RNA polymerase II. Gene Ontology annotation, cellular component: nucleus. The record is from RefSeq and is a predicted model, not a curated record. Lineage: Eukaryota; Metazoa; Arthropoda; Insecta; Diptera; Drosophilidae. Gene Ontology annotation, molecular function: double-stranded DNA binding; transcription coregulator activity.